AUGAACUAUGUACCUACUGCUUUAUGGAAACUAUUAUCACCCAUUUAUUUGCCAACGCCUAGAGAAGAAGACUGGAUUAAAAUUUCAAAUGAGUUCAAUCAAAUUUCAAAUUUUCCUAAUUGCACAGGAGCAAUUGAUGGUAAGCACAUUGCUAUUCAAUGUCCACCAUCAUGUGCUGGUUCCGAGUAUUUUUAUUAUAAAGGGUUUCACUCAAUUGUGCUUCAAGCAGUGGUUGAUGCUCUCCCAAAAUUUAUAACAAUCGAUGUCGGGGAGUAUGGCCGGUCCAGUGACAGUGGAAUAUUUAAAGAAUCUAAUUUUGGUAAAAUGUUACUACACAAUGAAUUAAAUUUGCCACCAUCAAGAAAAAUGCAUGAUGAUAUCAAUGAAGAAUAUCCUUUUGUGUUUGUUGGGGAUGAAGUAUACCCGUCAUUACCAUGCCUGAUGAGACCUUUUCUGCGUAUUAACUUAACAAACGAAACACGUAUUUUUAACUAUCGACAGUCGGACAAGACGAAUAGUAGAAUGCGCAAUCGGAAUUAUGGUUAA
This is a messenger RNA of Myzus persicae (green peach aphid), 546 nucleotides long. RefSeq names its product putative nuclease HARBI1. The record is from RefSeq and is a predicted model, not a curated record. Lineage: Eukaryota; Metazoa; Arthropoda; Insecta; Hemiptera; Aphididae. The transcript has a single exon. Bases 1 to 546 code for a protein of 181 amino acids.